This is a messenger RNA of Oncorhynchus kisutch (coho salmon), 2063 nucleotides long. RefSeq names its product neuronal vesicle trafficking-associated protein 1. Gene Ontology annotation, biological process: endosomal transport; clathrin coat assembly. Gene Ontology annotation, cellular component: endosome; membrane. The transcript is spliced from 5 exons. The record is from RefSeq and is a predicted model, not a curated record. Lineage: Eukaryota; Metazoa; Chordata; Actinopteri; Salmoniformes; Salmonidae. The coding region runs from base 225 to 773 and encodes 182 amino acids. Gene Ontology annotation, molecular function: clathrin light chain binding.
CUAAUGUUGUUACAUCACUUGGCUGCCAGCAGCAGCAUCCGCUCAGAGGGUCCGCCUUUGAGGAGCAUCAGCUAGAGCUUGUCCAUAUUGUGCAUAUACAACAUCUUAAAUCGGCUGAGUCACACCUACACCGGCGGUCUCAGUUAUAACAAUAAAAUACGACCAUCAACAAGGAUUAAAAUAAAAAAAACGUUAGCAGGUUUUACACCCUAUCGUCUCGAAAAAUGGUUAAAUUGGGGAAUAAUUUAAGUGACAAAAACAACGCCAAAACCGUCUCAGAAGAUGGAUUCGACACCAUUCCCCUCAUAACACCCUUAGAUGCCAGUCAACUGCAGUUCCCUGUACUCGACAAGGUGGUGGUAAAGACCAAAACAGACUAUGAUGGGGAGCACAAGAAGAGCAAGCUGCACACACCCAAGAUAGCAGCUUUCUCAAUAAGCAUCAUUGAAGGGGUAUCUGAGCGACUCAAAGUCACUCUGCUGGUGAUUUGUGCUUUGGCAUUUCUGGUCUGCGUGAUGUUUCUGGUGGUCUAUAAAGUUUACCAGUAUGAGCAGCCCUGUCCAGAUGGCUUCAUGUACACGCAAGGUCGGUGCAUGCCGGCGGGGAUAUACGGCUACUACCCCCCUGGUGGUCGCGGGCGUCUCUUCACCAUCAUCAACCACUACAACAUGGCCAAGCAGACCAUCACCCGGUCCGUGUCCCCGUGGAUGACCGUCAUGUCAGAGGAGAAGAUCACCCAGCAGGAGACCGAGACCCACCAGAAGCUGGCCUAAUCCACUGGGCUGUAUUCAGAGAAGUGAAACGUUAAGAAUGCUACAGAUACAAUUGCAAUGAAUAGAGCCGACCUGAUGCCCAAUUCUACAUGAGCGCUAAUCAUAUGUGUGCUACAAAAUGUGUUUCUAUCUCAGCGUUCUGUAACGUUGCAGCCUUCUGUACUAGGAUCACCAUCUAGCCCUGUGAAAAACUCCAAAUCUGGAAAAGCGUUGGAGCUAAAAUGAUUGUUCCUGAGCUGCACCAGUUUUAAUUGUUAUUGUAGAACUGCAAUAUAUCAGAAAAAGUAUUGUUUAAAUCAGUUCAAUUAUUUUACAGAUGCCUUUGUGUAAGCAGACUGGAACAGGGGUUGGAGGGAUAUUGGUUUUGCUUGAAUAGCAUCCGCGGUUAGUUAAAAUUAUUUGAGGUGAGAACACGCACACAAACACGUCUUGCCACAUACUCGUUGACAAAACGUAUUUUUACACAAAGUAAAAUGGGGAAUAAAAUCUCAGUAACCCAAAUAUAAACUGACUGAACCAUCUAGUGUCUGUGGAGCUGGUUUAACCACACAUGCACGCAUGACUUUACAAGGCUUCUGCAUUUCACACAAGCAGACUGUCUUUGUUACAAAAAUACACAUGAAGUACUGUCAGAGAAUGUCCUGUUUAGCCCUUGAGAUCCAGCUAAAAUGACUGAUAAAAAAAAAUACCGUUUUGCCUCCCCUAUUUGUGGAUGAAUGGGGUAUGACUCACUUGAAGAUGCAUUUUGAUGAUCAAAAAUCAUGUCCUAUUUGGAAGUCAAAUGACUCCAAUGUGUAGAUGAGUUUUAAUUCUGGGUCUUGCUCAGUAAGCAUGAAACAGGGGAUCACAUUUUGAAACGGGGAGAUACUACCUAAACUUAUCCAAUAAGAAAUGCCCAUUUUCUGUUUCCGUUUCAAAACACUUUGCAACGCUGUGCUAUACUGAACACGGCCCUAAUAUGACGCUCACCAUAUGACUGUAGAGCUCACCUUUAUUGUGGACACUGUUUGAUCAGGCACUAUGUCAAGGUCUUCAGAAAGCAUGUGAAUGCUUAUUGUCACUGCAUAGCAUAUCCCAUGUCUUGUUGUUGAUACUGAAUGUUUUUGCAUUGCUCUUGAAUGUAACGUGUAAUGCCAUUGAAUAGGGUUCUGUAGUAGUCAGUCACCCUAAAAGGCAGUCAAGUCAUACAGAUAUACCAGAGUGAGGGAUGCGUGCAGUGCAACUCUAAAAGCACCAUAUUUGACAGGAGAAAUCUUCAUUGCUUAAAAAAAAAACGAUACAAUGACUUAA